AUGUUGUUGCCCUCAACGCCCUGGGCGGCGCUCCUGCUGGCCAGCGUCUUUUCUUCCGCCGCGAAGGCGGACGACUGUUCAGUCGACCCGUUAGUUUUACCCGUAAAAAACGUUACCUUUCCGAAUGGCAUCGGUGCCAACCGCGGCGUCAAGCUCACGCUUGGAGGCCAGGUUCAAGGCAUGCGCAUGUCUACUAUUUUGAACAAUACGCGAGUGAGGAAUAUUCUGGAUUGUCCGGACGAGGACACAUUGGCUUUCAUCGGCUGCCAAGGCGCGUCCGGUAGUGUGUACGAUACGAAAGGGUCAUUCAGCCAAGUUUACAACAUCAAGGACUGGAACGUCUCAUUCGUCGAUGCACAGCCUGCCGACGGCAUCACGACGGUGCUCCAUGGUUAUGAUGUCGCCAACUUCACCGACGGCCCGGCUGUCAUGUACGGAUAUCCGUUCGAAGUCUGGGCGGAUUUUGAUUCCAUGAACAAGAGCGCUCUUGCACUUGGCCCCGACUCUUCCACGAUAGACUUGUUCGUGGACCACAAGCUUGCACCGACAUCAAGUUGGAGUCUCGACUACGGCUCAACGUCCGAACUCUACCCCCGCGAUGGCCAACUCGUCUUUGGUGGUGUCAACGAAGCCCGGUUCAACGAAACGCUCAAGACCGAAUUCAGCAUGUGGGGAGCCGGCGCACCGGUGCCUUGCCCGCUGCAGGUUCUCAUCGCAGACAUCACCCUGACCAACGAAGACGGCGAGCACUCCCUGUUCACCGACGUGGGCACCCGAGUAUCCGCGUGCAUUGAUACCGUCCAGAACGACUUCACCUUCACACCGAACAUGUUCUCGCGGUUCCAGAACUUCACCAACCACACCACGACAUUCAACGGAACCACAUUCAACCAGCAAACGUACCCUUCCAGCCUCGAGUCCAUGAUUGGCACUCUCACCAUCAAACUGACGAACGGGUACACCACCGUUAUCCCUCAUUACGAGUUGGUGUCUCAUCAGCGGGGCACAGAUUCCCGCGGCCGAUACGCCGUCACAAACAAUACUCACAUUCAGGCCACCGUGAGCUCCGGCAUGAGCGACUUGGGAAACAAUGUCCCCAUCCUUGGUGGCGUAUAUCUGUCUCAAAACUACCUUCACGUCGAUUACGAUGCGGGCAAGUUCUGGCUUAGCCCUCAGGUCGCCAACGGCACGCUACCGGAUCACAUAUCUUCGACCUGCAACGGAACCAGCACCAGCAGCAGUGGUGGUACGGCGAUGGGCGUCAAGGUCGGCGUUCCGGUAGCCAUCGGCGCGGCCCUGAUCUUCUUCGUCGCCCUCUGGUUCUGGGUGAAGAACCGCAAGCGAAGAUCCGACCCGGCGCUCGUCGGCGCCUCCAGAUCCAUCCCCCGGACCGAGAAGCGUGACGCCCCCGACUCCAAGUCCUCCACGACACGAUUUGCCGGCUACACAAACUACCACGCCGUCAACCCAGAUAACAGCAUGGAGCUCGAAGGCGACCUCGGCACGAGGCGCGCGGAGCUGGAAGAGCCCGCUCCGGCGUACUCGCGCGCGUCGGAGUGGCCCCGUAUGAACUCCAUUCAAGGGGAGAACAUGACUUACUAUUCUCGAUCGCCGGAAGAGGGCGAGAGCUACGAGCUGGCGGAUACUUCCAUGUCGCCGUCUCCCGUCCCCCCGACCUCUCCCAUGCCGCCGCCGGUGGUCACCCGACCGCCCGCGAAGAGGCAGGACACGGCCGUGUCGGCCAUGAGCGACACGUUUACGCAGAGUCCGACGGCGUUACGAAAGCAGAUAUCAAAUUUCAGCGAUCUUGUAUCGCCGACGAGCACACGGGCAAACAGCACGAGGAUACCAUAA
Messenger RNA from Colletotrichum karsti, 1854 nucleotides. Its product is annotated as aspartic-type endopeptidase. The transcript has 3 exons. Bases 1 to 1854 code for a protein of 617 amino acids. Lineage: Eukaryota; Fungi; Ascomycota; Sordariomycetes; Glomerellales; Glomerellaceae. The record is from RefSeq and is a predicted model, not a curated record.